Messenger RNA from Diabrotica balteata, 2333 nucleotides. The record is from the annotation of a GenBank genome assembly. NCBI's taxonomy places the organism in Eukaryota, Metazoa, Arthropoda, Insecta, Coleoptera, Chrysomelidae.
CCCAAAUAAUUGAGGUUAUCAACAAAUUUUUUAAAUGUUUGUGUGUGAAAGUUGAACAAUCUAUUCAGCAAAAAUGGAUGACACAGAAAAUGUACAAUUACCCAAUCAAUUACUUACAGCUAAAUUCGCAGCAGCCAGAAGUAGGGAAAUUCAAGUUAUGAAUAAAAAUAUUAAUACUUCCUCAGCUGUAAAGCUAGCAUUUCAAAAGCUCCCUCAACAUAUGAGGAGAAGAGCAAUGUCACACAAUGUUAAGAGGCUGCCAAGACGUUUGCGCGAAAUUCAUUUAAGUCAAAUGAUAAAGUCUGGUUUGCCACCUAAGUCUAAACGCCCUACUAGAAAAUAUAGAAGAAGGCCAUGCCAACUGAUUAGUGAGUACACACGAAGAACAAGAAAAGUAGCUUGGCUAAAUACGCACAUUUGGCACGCUAAAAGAUUUCACAUUAUAGAAAAAUGGGGAUACAAAUUACCAAAUUGUCCUUGCGAUAAAGCUUUUCGAGCCUGCUAUAGAGCUACUAUGGGUCAUUGUUUAAUUCAAGAUAUUUCUUACUAUAAUUGUGUAGAAAUUUCAGGUACAUUUGAAGAUCUAGUAAGUAUCUUUAAAACAAUUACUGAUGAAAAAUGUGGAUUGAGUCUAACAGCCAAAGCAUAUUUAAAUGGUUCAAGGGAAGGCAGUUCUAUUAUAUUCAGACCUGACAAUCACAAGCCAAUAGGAUUAAUUUAUUUUAACUGGAGACCCAAAAUUGAGGAUAAUAAAAGGACAAUUUGGUUGUGGUGUCAUGCAGCCUUUGAUCAAGAGUUAAAAGAUAUGUUUAUUCAACAUUUUCAACUUACUGCACUCACUACGACAGGAAGUGAAAUAUAUGGUAGUGAAAGAAUGACAUUAAGAUCUAUUAAGAAUCUGAGCAGAUUUAGAUUGACUGGACCACUUUCUAAUGCAGUGCUCCAUAAUGCUUUCAAAAUUGCAAAAGAAAUUGAUUCAAAUCCUGAAUGGGUAAAAGACUACUUUCAAACAACAAAAUCAGAAACUUUUUGUAACUCGCUUGAAUAUUGGGAGCAAUUAAAAACAGCAUCGUCACCAUCAGAGGUCUCACCUCAUCUAAUUCUACCACUGAUAGUAGCUGAUCCGAGGUACACAUUUCCUAAAAAGAGAACUAAGUCUGAACCUGUUGCAGGCCCUGGUCCCACAGAUAUCACAUUGUGUGGGAAUUUUUCAGAAAGUCAGCUUUGGGAUACUAACAUAAGAGAUGAGGCUGAGAAAAAGAAAAUUUCCAAUGCUAUAAUAAAUGAGCUCAGGCAAAAUCUGCUGGUGCCUGGCACAGAAUUACCAGAACCACCAGCACUUUUUCCUAUUAUAUUGAUCCAAAGGCCUGGAAAAAAGAGUCCAGAAAAUAGAGGCUAUGGCAGUGGUUGGGAUAUAAUUCUACCUUCCGCCUGGGCUCAACCAAUGUGGAUUUCACUCGUAAUGUGGGGAGGUAGAGCUGGAGGUUUAAGAGAAACUGAUUCAAUAUUAUUCGAGUCUGGCUACCAGCAUCAUCUACAUCCUGAUACAUUAGCAGGCGAAAAGGAAGAGAAUGAAAUAUCUGCCAAAUGUAAAGAGAAAUUCUUUAAAAUGCCUCUUAAUAAAAGAACCAACUUCGCCAAAUUUGGAAUCUCCAGUCCGCUCGAUUGGAAUUGGAAGUUAUUGUUGACUGAAUGGUCACAGAAUGGCAAAGUUGUGACAGAUUUUUUUGUACUUAGGGACAAAAAAGUUUUAAAAAGUAUUCAGGAUGUACUAACCAAAAAAUCAAAGGAAAAAAUUCAGCUAGAAGAAAAUUGUUUAGUCCCUGUGCAAAUAACAUCAAUGAAAAGAGGCAAUUGUCGAUCAUUUUCCGUAAUUUGUUUACCACACGAAGAAGACUUAGCUAAAGAACCAAAAGAACCUAAAUGUAAAGACGUUUAUGCAGAAGAAAGGAAGAGUCUCAGGCGAGACCAUAAACAGUUGUUAAAGAGAUUGAGAAAACGUAGGAUAAGAGAGAAGAAAAAGGGAAAGAUCAUACCAAUAGACCAAGACUUGCUUAAAAACUAUACCAACAAGAUGAGGAAGUUGUGGCUACCCGAACCAACUAUUAUUAGAAAAUUAUGCACACGGGAAGUAAUGGGCUUUGUAAAACAUGGGGGUUAUAGUUUCUUGGCAAGUAAAAGUAAAGCAAUAGGAUACAUAACAGCAGGUGCUCUAUCCUCGUUAUUGUCGACAAAAAGUAUAGAUAGAGUUUUAGUAAGGAACACACAUUCCAGACAGUACCGUCUUGGGCGGUUAAAUGUUAUUUGUGAAUAAAGUUAUAUUAUGUUGUUUA